GCCGCCGGGCCCUGGGAAGCCGCCCUCUUCGACCGGGUGCUGCAGCGCGCCGACUGCCUGCAGCACUGCUUGGGGAGCCGGCUGGGCGCCGCGCCCUCCGCGCACCGCGCCAGCCUUGUCAUCCAGCGGGACUUCGAGCGGAGAGAGCCCUACAACUACCUCCAGGUGGCUUUCUUCCAGCUGAAGAAACUGGACCAGGCAGUCUCUGCUGCUCACACGUUUUUUGUCGCCAAUCCCCAACACCUCCAGAUGCGUGAGGACAUAGAGAAAUACCGGCGUAUGUCAGGGGUGAAGUCAGACAAUUUCCGAGACCUGGAGGCCACACCACACUGGGAAGCAUAUGAGGCCGGUAUGCAGCAUUACAAUGCAGAUGAAUAUCUGCAGGCUGUGGACAGACUGGAGGAGUCACUCAGAGAGGCACUGUCAGCACUUGAAGAGUGUCGUGCUCUGUGUGAACGGCCACUGGAGGAUGAAGAGGUGGAGGAGGAGGAAGAUUUGCAGCCUGGCCUGUAUGAAGCUAUUGCAGCCCAUUACAUUCAGGUGUUGAAGUGCCGACAGCAGUGCGUCCUUGAAAUUGCCACAAAGCCAGGGUGGAUUUCUGCCACAGAAGAUUUCAUACCGUCUCAUCUCGAUUUACUGCAGUUUGCAUAUGACCAAGUUGGGAACCAGGCAUUGGCUGCUGAAUGUGCUGCUUCCUACUUGCUCUUUUAUCCCACGGAUGAGCCAGUAUUGGAGAAAAUGAAACAGUACCGUGCAGAACUUGGAGAAGAUACAGCUGUCACAGCAAGAGAGAAUAUUCGUCAUUAUGUGCAGAGAUCUGUGAUGGAGAAGAAAUUGAUUUACUAUGCCAUGGAACAUCUAGGAGGAACUUUUAAUGACCCUGAUCUUUGGACUCCAGAUGAGCUGAUUCCUGAAAACCUAAAGCAAAAAUACAGAGAGGAUCAGGAGAAGCAAAAGCAGGAAACUCUGGAUAUGGAAGAGAGAGGGAAGAGAGGUUCGUUGCCUUUUGAGGGUAUCACAGUCACCAUGGAUUCCCAACAGAUGAAUGGAACCCAGAGGGUUGUGUUUGACAGAGUCCUGACGGAGUCUGAGUGUAAGGACUUGCUCCGGCUGACAAAGGCAGCAAGAGGAACAGGAGAUGGCUAUCGAGCAAGACGGUCCCCUCACACUCCACAUGAGAGAUUUGAAGGGUUAACCAUUCUGAAGGCCAUGCAGCUAGCCCAGAGUGGGGACGUGGACUGGAGAGAUGCCAAAUUGCUUCUGCAGGCCAGUGAAAAAUCACGGAAAAUCAUAGAAUCCUAUUUCACUCCUGGAAAGAAACUGCAUUUCUCAUUCACACACCUUGUGUGCCGCACAGCAAUAGAAGAAGAGCAGGAAGGUCGCAUGGAUCUCAGUCAUCCUGUCCAUGCUGAUAACUGUCUGUUGGAUCCUGAGGUGAAAGAGUGCUGGAAAGAGCCACCUGCCUAUGUCUACAGGGACUACAGUGGCAUUCUCUACCUCAAUAAUGACUUCCGAGGUGGGAGCCUUUUCUUCACUGAAAUGGACGCUGUGACUGUCACGGCUAACGUGCAUCCUAAGUGUGGGAGACUUGUAGCCUUCAGCUCCGGCAAGGAGAAUCCCCAUGGUGUGCAGGCAGUGAGCCAAGGCAGGCGCUGUGCCAUUGCUCUGUGGUACACGCACUCCGCAGAGCAUGCUGAGCAGGAGCGGGUGAAGGCAGAAGAGCUGAUGGAGCAGAGAGCUGUGGAAGAGAACCAGCCCGAUGGAGAAGGAUAUCAUGGGGCUGAUCACAGCAGCAGAUCCUUCCCAGAGGCUCUUGUUCCCAGUGGUGGAGCCAGGCCUACGAGCCAGAGGCACAAGUCUGUCUCAGAAAGGACGCAGUACCCCAAGGAGCUGCGGGCCAGAGAUGAGUUCUAAGUACAUGGGGUCCUGGGCAGGACUGGCACACAGUGGGUUCACAGGUCUUGGUAGUAGAGGGACCACAGAGGCCUGGAGCGGUUUAUUAGCAUGCUAGAGCCAUAGUGAUGGGGAGGGAAUGCAGAUUUCUUGUCUGUGACUGCCCAGCAGCUGAAAAAUGGUAGCAGGAACAGAGUACUAAAGCUAGAUACACUGGGAUCUUUCUUCAGUGCCCUGACAAUAUGUUUGUGUCGUUCAGAAGUAGGAAAGCAGGCCCCCUUGCCAGAUUCCUCUCAGAACAAGCUUCUUGGUCCUCUGGGGCCAAAGCCAAGAGUGCUAGGGGAAGCCUGGAGACUUUGAUGAGCAAGGGCUGUCUCAUGUUCAGGAAUUCAAAGGAGAAGCCUCUGGAUUUCCUUGGCGCCUGCAAACCUUGAAAACCUCGAGACUGGCAUGCACAAGGGAAGAUGAGACACUGUGAAUAUAUGAAAUAAAAGGAAAGUGCUGGACAAAUGUA
Meleagris gallopavo (turkey) is the source of this 2407-nucleotide messenger RNA. RefSeq names its product prolyl 3-hydroxylase 3 (gene P3H3). The record is from RefSeq and is a predicted model, not a curated record. Gene Ontology annotation, molecular function: procollagen-proline 3-dioxygenase activity; iron ion binding; protein binding. Gene Ontology annotation, cellular component: endoplasmic reticulum. NCBI's taxonomy places the organism in Eukaryota, Metazoa, Chordata, Aves, Galliformes, Phasianidae. Gene Ontology annotation, biological process: collagen metabolic process.